Messenger RNA from Musca vetustissima, 891 nucleotides. RefSeq names its product ERC protein 2-like. The transcript is spliced from 5 exons. NCBI's taxonomy places the organism in Eukaryota, Metazoa, Arthropoda, Insecta, Diptera, Muscidae. Gene Ontology annotation, cellular component: cytoskeleton of presynaptic active zone. Gene Ontology annotation, biological process: neuromuscular synaptic transmission; maintenance of presynaptic active zone structure; regulation of synaptic plasticity. The record is from RefSeq and is a predicted model, not a curated record. Gene Ontology annotation, molecular function: structural constituent of presynaptic active zone. The annotation marks the transcript as partial.
UGUGUGUCUGCUUGUAUGUGAGUGUGUCCGUCACGCUCUUGUUCACCUCUCUGACAAGUUAACAUUAAAAAAGCCUCAAACUGGAUUGCAAUUAUGCAAUGGGCAGUCCAUACUACAGAGACAUGGAUGAGCCAACAAGUCCCGCGGGGGCGGGACAUCAUCGAAGUCGAAGUGCCAGUAGACCCGUAAUGUCACAUGGUCUGGAUUAUCCAAGAGCCCCCCGUUAUCAGUCCUUGGAUAGAGGUGGUCUGGUUGAUCAUCAUGAUCGUGAGUUCAUACCCAUACGUGAGCCCAGAGAUCGUUCGCGAGAUCGAUCACUGGAGCGAGGUUUAUAUCUGGAAGAUGAACUCUAUGGGCGUUCGGCAAGGCAGAGUCCUAAUCCGUUGGGUUUUAACUCGGGCAUACCGCCAACGGAUCGAGCGUAUUUGGGCGAUUUACAACAUCAGAAUACAGAUCUGCAGAGAGAGCUGGGUCAACUUAAACGCGAAUUGGAGUUGACAAAUCAAAAACUCGGUAGUUCCAUGCACAGUAUUAAGACUUUUUGGUCACCCGAACUGAAAAAGGAACGAGCCCUCCGCAAAGAAGAAAGCGCGAAGUACAGUUUGAUCAAUGACCAGCUGAAAUUGCUAAGCACAGAAAAUCAGAAACAAGCAAUGUUGGUGCGUCAAUUAGAAGAGGAACUGCGUGCUCGUAUGCGCCAACCGAACAUUGAGAUGCAGCAACAAAUCGAGGCGGUCUACGCGGAAAAUGAUCAUUUGCAGCGUGAAAUUAGCAUUUUGCGAGAGACAAUCAAAGAUUUGGAGUGUCGUGUCGAAACACAAAAACAAACUUUGAUUGCACGCGACGAAAGCAUUAAGAAAUUAUUGGAAAUGUUGCAGGCCAAGGGCAUGG